Messenger RNA from Ictalurus punctatus (channel catfish), 2848 nucleotides. It is a transcript of the gene tmem178ba, whose product is annotated as transmembrane protein 178Ba. NCBI's taxonomy places the organism in Eukaryota, Metazoa, Chordata, Actinopteri, Siluriformes, Ictaluridae. The transcript has 4 exons. Bases 373 to 1230 code for a protein of 285 amino acids. Gene Ontology annotation, cellular component: membrane. The record is from RefSeq and is a predicted model, not a curated record.
AUGUAUUGUAAUGUAAUAUGUAGAUAUAGUAGCCUAGGCGACGAGGAAGCAUUAUCUGUGUACUGAAAAAAAACAGCUUGUUUUAUACACUACAAUGAAAUAUUUCCGUUUUGCCCGAUUGCCAUAAGUCAGUGAAUGCGGUUCAAGGAAGAGCGGAAAGGUUGGAUGUGAUUUGCCGGAGUCUCGCGCAGACAACCCUGCAGUUAGCGGUGCACUGAACAUUUCACAGCCCUCCUAUGAUUAAUCGAAAGCGCGUAUUUGCAUGUGAACAUUAUUCAUUGUAUUGUCGGGGCAUGCUGAGAUUGUUUUGAUCGGAUGGAGCUGCUGGUGGUGCUGGGCUGCUGAUGCGGCCUGAGCGGAUACGUUGCUGCGAUGGCGAUGGGUAAAUGGCUGCUGUACGCCGGUCUCGCGCUUUCUCUGCUCGCUUUGUGCUUCCUCACGGUUGCCAUAUCCUCCGAUCACUGGUACGAAACGGACGCCAGGAGGUACAAAGAGCGCUGUCGGGUUUUAUCACGCCGUCGCACAGACCCGGGCUUCAUCUACAUCCCGAGCCACAGCCUCCCGCUGCGCGAGCCGCGGCCACUGAUGCCGCGCGAGCGGAGGGAACUGUUCGGCGCGAGCGCGGCAGACGAGUGCAAGCGCCGCUACAACUCCACCACCGUGGGGCUGUGGAGCAAAUGCUACCGACUCGGCUUCGACCGGAACAUCGAGGAGCUCAUUAAGAAAGGGACUAUUGAGAGGUGCUCCUACAUCAAGUACUACUACACUUCGUCGUCUCUGGUACAAAAGGAUAUCACCAAGACCAUUCAGCAGGACGACUGGCAUGCCUUGCACUUGCGCCGGAUGACAGCGGCCUUCAUGGGCAUGGCUCUGUCCAUCAUCCUGUUUGGCUGGACGAUAGGACUGCUGGGCUGCUGUUGGGAUCAGGGCCUCAUGCACUACGUGGCUGGCCUGCUUUUCCUCAUGGGAGGUACGUUUUGCAUCAUCGCCCUGUGUACUUGUGUGGCUGGCAUUAAUUUCGAACUUUCCCGCUACCCAAGCUACAUGUUCAGCCUCCCCGAUGACAUAAGCCAUGGUUACGGCUGGUCGAUGUUCAGCGCCUGGUGUGGUUUGGGUCUCACACUUAUUGCUGGUUUCUUCUGCACUCUGGCACCUUCCAUUCAACCUCCUCCACCACCUAGCCGUACUCCCUACCACAAAUCCCGCAUGGAGAACGGCACGGUGUGCUAAACUACUAUGGAAAGAGCAGGAGAUGCGAAAGAAUACAUGCCUUAACUAUAAGUGACAUUCUGAACUUUUUAAAGGGAGUGAACACUCCGCAUGUAAGAGUGGACAGUCUGCGUGUGGACCUCCUGCUGCAAAAGCGGUUGUACAGACGUAUAAAAGCACUCGUGUUGACGUGAUCAGAAUAUCCUCGAUGGAGUUCUUGUUCUGUUUCAGUGUGCAUUUUCUUGAUUUGACAGGAGACUAACAUUUCACAAGACACGUACAUCAAAGUUAAAUAUUUGAACAUGUGUAUAUAUAUCCGAUGAAAAUAAUGUCACUAACAUUACAUGCUGUUGUGAUGUGCCUAUUAGAUAAUAAAAACUAUUAUUUUAAAGCGGUGUACAUCAUUUCUUUACUUUAUGAUGACUACAGAAAUAAAAGGGGGAAAAAACAUUAAAACAGAGGCACUGAGUAUUCAAUUUUAUUUAGGAUUUUGUUGCUCCAGAUCUGCAGAAAAGUCAAUUCUUUAAUUUUUAGCUCUUCACUUUGUAUUAAAUGUUAUCUCAGCAGCAUGUUUAAAAACCAAGAGGUUGUACUAUAUUGAAUUUUUCCUGAAAGAAUGAAGGAGUGUGCCUGUUAAAUACUUUUUUAGUACGGGCGACACUGUAAUGACAAAAUAAAAAGAGAGAGAGAAAUGAUUAGGAGGGCCUGAAUUGGCCAAGAGGUGUUACUAAAACAUCAGUCAUUACUAGAGCUCACAUUAUCAGUAUUUUACCUGCCAUUUUUCCCCACUUAGCUUCGUCACAACUAUGUAUUUCAGAUAGUUAUGUUUAGCAACUGUGCACUGCAGUCUUAAUGCUUCUCACUAGGAGUGGAGUGAUGAAGUGCCACAUGGUGGCAUCUUGCACCCACUGAAGGUCAUGUGGUAGUGAGAUAGACCCCAAACCCCCAGCCAUCAGCAGGGUAGCGCUCCAUCCUCUGAUACAGAGGUACAGCAGUGACUCCCCGCAUGCUGUCUGGGGGGCAUCAGGGGUCUCUAGCGAUGCUUUGUGGCAUCAUGUGUGCAUUUACAUUUACACCAUGCUUACAUAAGAGUGCCAGGCUCCGUUUUCAUAACCUCCUAUUUCUGCGAGUACGACUGUCCAAACCUGAUUGACAAGUAUUCCAUCUGAAAUAACUGUCCAAAUGACCUCAGUGAUAAAAUAGUCAUUAAGAUCCCUGUCAAUAAGUAACACAUUCACAGUAUUAGAUCAAAAUUGGAGCCUAGAAUGGACGAGUACUGUAUGAGUUUUUAACCAUUAUUAAUAGUGUGCGCAUCAAAUGUUUCUCAAACCCUCCUUGAUUGAUUACAUAUGAAUGAUGGCCUACCCCCCACACCAAACCAUUUGUUAAUGUGUGCCUCAAAAUACAGGCGUGAGGAGGGGGAUAAUGAAGAGGGACAGAGAGUCAGACAAAUAAGAGCUUAUGUUAUUAAUGAUCAGGAUAUUCGGUGUCAUUACAGUUAAGUUUAACAGGGAUGGAGAAAGGGAUGAGGAUCUGUCCCUAGUGGCGCUCCAUGGCGGCGCUCUGUAGGAGGUCUGUUGUUGUCUGCGCUGGAGGUCUGAAGGGUGUCUGGAAGCCUGGGGGAGGAGAGUGGAAGUGG